Chaetomium fimeti is the source of this 4011-nucleotide messenger RNA. RefSeq lists its product as uncharacterized. Gene Ontology annotation, cellular component: cytoplasm. Gene Ontology annotation, biological process: gluconeogenesis; pyruvate metabolic process. The record is from RefSeq and is a predicted model, not a curated record. NCBI's taxonomy places the organism in Eukaryota, Fungi, Ascomycota, Sordariomycetes, Sordariales, Chaetomiaceae. The transcript has 3 exons. Bases 1 to 4011 code for a protein of 1336 amino acids. Gene Ontology annotation, molecular function: ATP binding; nucleic acid binding; zinc ion binding.
AUGGCACCCGCACAAUCCAAGCCGUCGCAGACGAUCCAUGACUACCUCCUCUGGCUGGUCUGGAAAUUCGUCAGAGACGCCCGCCCCGUGACCAGGACCCGGCCUGGCCAGGCGCCGGACCUCGACUCAGAAGACCUGCUGGAGGAGUUGAUCUCCGAUUCGGCGGUCGAGUUCGCGGAGGGCCUCGCGGAGGCUCUGCAGGGAGACUCGCCGCCCCUCGCGGCGGAGUAUAAGUCUCUGCCCAGCGACGCCGACGGCCCCCGUCGCUGGGGCGUGUACCUCCUGGUCAUGGAGAAGGAAGGCCAUCGGUCCAGGACCUACGUGGGCUCGGGCACGGACAGGGUGUUGGGCUUUGCCCAUCGGUGGGAAGAAUACGAUCUCAGAGUCAACCUGCCCAAGUACGUGCGGGAAGCCCUGGAUGACGGAUACUCCGUCACGCACAAGGGCCUGCUCUGCUGGUCUCCCAUCCCCCCCGUCACCCAGAUCCUCCACGUCCGGUGCCUCCUCCUCAUCCUGGAGAACGCCUUCGCCAUCGCGCUCGGUGCCAUGAAGGAAGACGACGACCGCAUGCCCCGCCUCUGCCCCUGGCCGCUGGAGGCGCUCGAUUACGAUGGCUGCUGCUCGCACCACGCCUACUACGAGGGUUUGCGGGCUAGCAACACCGACCGCCUCACCCCUGAGGAGUUGGCGGCCUGGGACGCGGAGAAGAAGCUGAGGAAAAACAAGCGGCAGACCAACUACGUCAACGAGAACAAGGAACGCAACCUGGCCGAAUGGCAAGAGAGACGCCGCGUCUGGCACUCGAGACUGGACCCCGCCAUGCUGGCGGAUAGUGCACGAAGAGUCAAGGAGAAGAACAGAGCGCUGCGCAAGUAUGCGUGCGACAUCUGCGAUAUGGCAUUUCCGAGCCAGAUGGACCUGGAUCUUCACCACAAGUCGAAGCGGCACGCACAGAACGCAACAAGGGUGACCAAGCCCGCCACACUCCCCGGGUCAAUGGCGCGGAAGAGAUCCAACAACGUCGCUGCGCGCAAGUAUUAUUGUGCCCCGUGCGAUCACGCGUUCCCGUCCCGGCAAGCCCUCGAUAACCAUAGCAAGACUCUCAAGCACAUGAAGGUCGUCGCCGCUGAGGGUGGCACGGGGGAAGCUGGUGGAGACUCGGCGGAUGCCUGGAAACCUGCGGCUGGCACAGAGGAAGCUGGCGGAGACUCCGUGGAGGCCGGGAACGCCAUGCGUGCUGCCGAGCGGGAGCAAAGUGCCAAGCGGAAAGCAGCGGCCAUUGCAGCAAAGAAAUACUACUGCAAAGUCUGCGACUACGUUGGUGCGACAGCAACCGGGCUGCUGAGGCACAAGACCAGCAAGAGGCACAGGGAAGCUAUUGCUGCUGCUGGUGCUGAGGCUAACGGAGACUCCGCCGAGGAUAACGGAGACUCCGCCGAGGAUGAGGUCGACCCCGUUGUUACCUGGGAGGCAAUCAAGCUUGCCGGGCGGCGUCGUAAUAAAGCGAAGAGUGAUGCGAACGUCGCGGCAAAGAGAUUCUACUGCGGCAUCUGCGACUAUGCUGCCGGGACCAGUCGAAACCUGCUGUUGCACAAGAGCGGGCCCCAGCACAAGAAGAAGGCUGCUGCCGCUGGCGUCGACGAUGAUGAUGGAGCCUUCGCCGAGGACGGGAACAAUGUCGAUGCUGCUGUCGCGCUCUCCUAUGAUUCCAUGUUGGUCAAGGUUAUUGCCACGGGUUCGACGUACGAGAUUGCUCGUCGGAAGAUGCUCCGCGCCCUGAUCGAGUUCAGAAUUCGUGGAGUGAAGACGAACUUGCCCUUCAUAACGUCGCUCCUCACUCACCCUACCUUCAUUGACGGCAAGUGUUGGACUACAUUCAUCGACGCGACGCCAGAACUCUUCGACCUCGUUGGAAGCCAGAACCGCGCUCAAAAGCUCCUCGCCUACCUCGGCGAUGUCGCGGUCAACGGAAGCAGCAUUAAGGGCCAGAUUGGUGAGCCCAAGUUCAAAGGCGACAUCAUCAUCCCGCAGCUGUUUGACGAGUCCGGAAGCAAGAUCGACGUCACGCAGCCGUCCACAAAGGGUUGGCGUCAGAUCAUUCUGGAGCAGGGCCCCAAGGCCUUUGCCAAGGCUAUUCGCAACUACAAGGGCUGCCUGCUCAUGGACACUACAUGGCGCGAUGCCCAUCAGUCGUUGCUCGCUACCCGAGUGCGGACUGUUGACCUGCUGAACAUCGCCAAGGAGACCAGCCAUGCGCUUCACAAUCUUUACAGCUUGGAAUGCUGGGGCGGCGCUACCUUUGAUGUCGCUAUGCGUUUCCUCUACGAGGACCCCUGGGACCGCCUCCGCAAGAUGCGGAAACUGAUUCCCAACAUCCCUUUCCAGAUGUUGCUGCGUGGCGCCAAUGGCGUUGCCUACGCCUCGCUUCCGGACAACGCUAUUUACCACUUCGUUGACCAGGCCAGGAAGAACGGUGUCGAUAUCUUCCGCGUUUUUGACGCCCUGAACGACAUCAACCAACUCGAAGUCGGCAUCAAGGCGGUGCAAAAGGCCGGCGGUGUUUGCGAGGGCACAGUCUGCUACAGUGGCGACAUGCUGAACCCCGAGAAGAAGUACAACCUUCCGUAUUACCUGGACCUUGUCGACAAGCUUGUUGCCCUUGAUAUCGAUGUGUUGGGUAUCAAGGAUAUGGCCGGUGUCCUCAAACCGCAUGCCGCCACUCUUCUUAUCGGUUCCAUCCGGGAGAAGUACCCAGACUUGCCUAUUCACGUCCACACCCACGACUCGGCCGGUACCGGUGUUACCUCCAUGGUUGCUUGUGCCAUGGCUGGCGCUGACGCUGUCGAUGCUGCCACUGACAGUCUGUCUGGCAUGACUUCGCAACCCAGCAUCAACGCCAUUAUUGCUUCGCUUGACGGCACUGGCAAGGACCCUGGCCUCAACCCCCACCACGUCCGGGCCCUGGACACCUACUGGUCCCAGCUCCGCCUCCUCUACUCGCCUUUCGAGGCUCAUCUCGCGGGCCCCGACCCCGAAGUGUACGAGCACGAAAUUCCGGGUGGCCAACUGACCAACAUGAUGUUCCAGGCUUCUCAGCUCGGUCUCGGCUCCCAGUGGCUUGAGACCAAGAAGGCCUACGAACAUGCAAAUGACCUUCUCGGCGAUAUCGUCAAAGUUACUCCCACCUCCAAGGUCGUUGGCGACCUGGCACAAUUCAUGGUUUCCAACAAGCUUUCGCCCGAGGACGUCAAAGCCCGUGCUGCCGAGCUUGACUUCCCAGGUUCUGUUCUCGAGUUCUUUGAGGGCAUGAUGGGCCAGCCUUAUGGGGGCUUCCCGGAGCCGCUCCGUACCAACGCCCUCCGUGGCCGCCGCAAGCUGGACCAGCGCCCUGGCCUCUUCCUCGACCCCGUUGACUUCGGCAAGAUCAAGAAGGACCUCGGCCGCAAGUUUGGUGGCACUAUUAGCGAGUGCGACAUUGCCAGUCACAUCAUGUACCCGAAGGUCUUUGAGGAUUACAAGAACUUCACGGUGAAGUACGGCGAUCUAUCGGUUCUACCGACUAAGUACUUCCUCUCGAAACCCGAGAUUGGCGAGGAGUUCCACGUCGAGCUCGAGAAGGGCAAAGUCCUCAUUCUCAAGCUGCUCGCUGUCGGCCCGCUCUCGGAGAAUACAGGCCAGCGCGAAGUGUUCUACGAGAUGAACGGCGAGGUUCGCCAGGUCACUGUCGACGACAAGAUGGCGGCCGUCGAGAACGUUAGCCGGCCCAAGGCUGAUCCCACCGACACGAGCCAUGUUGGCGCGCCCAUGGCUGGCGUGUUGGUCGAGCUGCGUGUGCAUGACGGCAGUGAGGUUAAGAAGGGCGACCCGCUUGCUGUGCUGAGCGCGAUGAAGAUGGAAAUGGUCAUUUCCGCUCCCCACAACGGCGUCGUCUCCCAGCUUGCGGUGCGUGAAGGCGACUCAGUUGACGGUUCGGACCUCGUCUGCCGCAUCGUCAAAGCCGAUGCCAAAUGA